CUUCCUUUCCCUCUCCCUCCACCUCCCCGUCCCCCCUCCAUCUACGUUUCCCAUCAUAAACACACACAAAAAUAACCCACAAACAGGUUUAGAAUUUCGAACCAGAUUUGAACUCUACAAAAAUGGCGAUCAUAUCGCAGGACGUGAUAAAGGAAUUCGAGAAUAUGAUGGAAUCAAUUGAUGAGCCACUCAAGAUUACAUUUGAGAAUUUGCAUCAAGGGUAUCCAACUGAGGCCCUGAUCAGGUUUCUAAAGGCAAGAGAUGGAAAUGUCCCCAAAGCCCACAAAAUGCUUGUUGAUUGUUUAAGUUGGAGGAUUCAAAAUGAGAUUGAUAAUAUAUUGUCGAAACCAAUCGUCCCUGCUGACUUUUAUAGAGGAGUCCGUGAUUCACAGCUUUUAGGAAUGUCAGGUUACACAAAAGAGGGGCGGCCUGUUUUUGCUGUUGGUGUAGGGCUCAGCACAUAUGAUAACGCCUCUAUUCAUUACUAUGUUCAAUCGCAUAUCCAGAUAAAUGAAUACAGAGACCGGAUAUUAGUGCCAGCUGCAACGAAAAAGUUUGACCGACAUAUUAGCACAUGUGUCAAGGUUCUGGAUAUGACUGGACUUAAAAUCUCACAACUCAGUCAACUUAAGUUAUUGACAGUUAUAUCUAGCAUUGAUGACUUGAACUACCCAGAAAAAAGUGACGCCUACUAUAUUGUGAAUGCUCCAUACAUAUUUUCAGCUUGCUGGAAGGUUGUGAGGCCUCUUUUGCAAGAAAGAACAAGGAAGAAAGUUCAAGUCCUUUCAGGUUGUGGAAAAGAUGAAUUAUUGAAGAUAAUGGAUUAUGAUUCCCUGCCACAUUUUGUUAGAAGAGAAGGAGGUGGAGGUGGAUCAUCUUCAUCGAGAGGUUCAAAAAACAGCAAUGGUGCUGAUGACAAUUGCUUCUCAUUGGAUCAUGAGUUCCAUCAGGAGCUUUAUAAUUAUAUUAACAAGCAAGCUGAGGAUGUGGAGCCUCCACGUGUCACAAAACACAGAUCAUUUCAUGUGGAUUUCCCUGAACCCAAUCCGGAUGAUUGUAGGAUUGCACAGAGUAUAGAAUCCGAAUUACAAAAGUUCAGUCAGGGGAAUGGAAUUGCUGACCCCACACUAAAUCAAGAUCAUAAACAAAAGAAAUAAUUAUACUAUUUAAUAAAACUAAUAUUUAUUCCCUCCUGUCAAUCUAUGUGACCCGGGUUUAAUUUCAAAUUUAAAAACCCGUUGAGGGUUUUAAGGAUUACAAAAAAGACAGAAAUGUUGUAACUUUAUAACUUGCUUUUUUCAUCAGGG
Messenger RNA from Lactuca virosa, 1307 nucleotides. Lineage: Eukaryota; Viridiplantae; Streptophyta; Magnoliopsida; Asterales; Asteraceae. The record is from the annotation of a GenBank genome assembly.